Aspergillus brunneoviolaceus CBS 621.78 is the source of this 1111-nucleotide messenger RNA. Its product is annotated as NAD-dependent epimerase/dehydratase family protein. The record is from RefSeq and is a predicted model, not a curated record. The transcript has 6 exons. NCBI's taxonomy places the organism in Eukaryota, Fungi, Ascomycota, Eurotiomycetes, Eurotiales, Aspergillaceae. The coding region runs from base 10 to 1050 and encodes 346 amino acids.
GAACAAACGAUGACCCGGUCAAUUCUGAUCACAGGGGUUUCGGGUUACAUAGGCGGUGCCAUCGUGGCCGAAGUCCUCGAAGCCCAGCGAACAACGACCUUCGAACCGAUCGUCGUUUCGGAUUUUGUUGAGUUGGACAAGCUUGAGGAAAUUGCCCAAGAAUUCGAUGUCAUCAUUCAUGACGGAGCAGGCUGGCACACGGCCUCGGCGAGGGCAUUCCUGAGGGGACUCGACAUCGGAAAACGCAAUCGGGCAGGGCAUCGCCAUCCCCACUACAUUCAGAUCUCUGGCACAUCCAACUUAAGCGACCGGCCCCACUCGGCGAAUUUCAUCGAGGAUCACAUCUUCUCCGACGCGGAGGAUGAUAUCUUCGCCUACGAAAAGGCGCGAGAGGCGCGGGAGGUGUACUACCAGCGCACCACGGAUAUUGCCGUGGUGGAACUGGGCGAAGAGCUGGGGAUCCCUACGCACAUUGUGAUGGCAACUACCAUCUUCGGGCUGUCUAAGGACUUGUUCAACCGCUUCUCCGUGCAGCUGCCCGCUAUUAUUGCGGACGCGGUGACGACGGGCCAGGUGAAGGUUUUGGGCGAUGGCCAGACCGUCUGGACCCACGUGCACAUCGACGAUCUGGCCCGCUUCUUUGUGGUUCUGCUCCAACACAUCGCCGACGAGGACGUUAGCAGGGAGAUCCCCUCUGGCCGACGAGGCAUCUAUUUUUGCGAGUCCGGCCAACACACCCACCGCGAGUUCUCGCAGCGCUUGGUCGAUGCGGGGCUGGAGCUGGGGAUAUUCAAAUCGGCGGAGCUUGCCAGUGUCUCGGUGCAGGAGGCUGCCGAUGCAUGGGCCGGGGGGAAUGCAGCUCGGGUCGAGCUGUCAUUUGGUGCAAAUGCUCGUUGCAAAGCCGUCCUUGCCAGACAGCUUGGCUGGAUUCCCAAGCAUGAGAAGAAAUGGGCGGAAACCUUCCAUAUCGAACUCCAGGAGUAUGUCGAGCGACCUCCCGACCCUAAGACCCUACCUAUGGUGAUGCAGAAGAAGAAGACCUCCACCUGAUCGAUGGCGUCUGGUCAUUCAUCACAUGCUACUUAGUUAUAUGCCCCGGCCGAUACUGGGU